AGUCAGUGUCUGCUUUGAAGGUUCUAAUCCUUCUCAACCGCACUAGCACAGCCGUUGCUGCUAUCAUCACUUUAUAGUUCAAAUCUGUUCAAAUUAUUCAUUAUCGAGUAUUCAAAAUCUAAAAAUUAAAUUGAAUUAUGUCCUCACUCAGCGCCAAAAUUGGUCCAUCGAUUUUAAACGCAGAUCUCUCGCAAUUGCACGAGGAAUCACAGCGAUUGCUCGAUAAUGGAGCCGAUUAUCUCCACUUGGACGUGAUGGAUGGCACGUUUGUACCGAACCUUACAUUUGGUCACCCGGUGGUGAAGUGCCUUCGAAACAAAAUUAAGGAUGCAUUUUUCGAAACGCAUAUGAUGGUACAGGCCCCGCAACAGUGGAUCGAACCGAUGGCCGAUGCCGGCGUUGAUCAGUACACCUUCCACAUCGAACCGGUGAUGGACAGCGUCGUGGACAUUUGUCGCAAAGUUCAGGAGUCGGGGAUGAAGGUGGGACUGGCGAUCAAACCUGGUACAGCAGUCGAAACGGUCAAGGAGUUUAUUCCUCUCGCUGACAUGAUUCUAAUAAUGACGGUCGAGCCCGGAUUCGGUGGGCAAAAGUUCAUGAACGACAUGAUGCCGAAGGUGCAGUGGUUACGUGAACAUUAUCCAAGCUUGGACAUUGAAGUCGAUGGCGGAGUGGGGCUGGGCACGAUUGAUGCGUGUGCGAAGGCCGGCGCGAACAUGAUUGUGGCGGGAACGGCAAUCAUCCGAGCGGACGACCAGGCAGCUGUGAUCCGACAGCUGAAACAUUCCGUCGAUAGUGUAAUCAAGCAGUGAGCUCGGAAGGAUGGGAAAGUAAGGGAUAGUUUUAAGUACAAACGCGUUCACUUUUUACUCAAAAAGGCCGGAGGCUAGAAGUCUCUUUAAAAUAUAUAAUAAAAUGUUUGAUGAACAUGCAAUAAAA
Armigeres subalbatus is the source of this 939-nucleotide messenger RNA. RefSeq names its product ribulose-phosphate 3-epimerase (gene Rpe). Gene Ontology annotation, biological process: pentose-phosphate shunt, non-oxidative branch; pentose-phosphate shunt; carbohydrate metabolic process. The record is from RefSeq and is a predicted model, not a curated record. Bases 138 to 812 code for a protein of 224 amino acids. The transcript has 2 exons. NCBI's taxonomy places the organism in Eukaryota, Metazoa, Arthropoda, Insecta, Diptera, Culicidae. Gene Ontology annotation, molecular function: metal ion binding; D-ribulose-phosphate 3-epimerase activity. Gene Ontology annotation, cellular component: cytosol.